This is a messenger RNA of Menidia menidia (Atlantic silverside), 2241 nucleotides long. Lineage: Eukaryota; Metazoa; Chordata; Actinopteri; Atheriniformes; Atherinopsidae. The record is from the annotation of a GenBank genome assembly.
AUGUUGACCGCUGAGGAUUUUACAAAGCUGCCGCUCCAAUUGUGGGAGAAGGUUCUGCCGAAGGUAAAGAAAGCUGUUGUCUUCAUGGAUGACAAGUGUGUAGAGGCACUUCACUGGUGCGGUGGAGCUGCUGCCUUACUGGAAGCUGGAGCCAGAAAUGUAAAGCAGUUUUCGAGCUUCGAAUCGUGCGGUGUAAAUGAGCCCAAAGCCGUGUUUGUGGUGAGCACCUUGCUGAAGGGGAGGACCGUCGACAUCAUUAAAGACAUCAUAUCUCUCAGUCAUUUUCAGUACUGUGUUGUCUUCACCACAGUGGCUCAUUCGGUGCACCUGCUCGCCAACAACGUCACAGGGGAUAUGGAGGGCACUCCUGUGUUUGAACAGUUUGAAGAAAAGCUCUGUGAGUGGAUGGGGAACAUGAAUUACACGGCGGAAGUCUUGCAUGCUCCUGUGGUCUUUGCCCCCGUGUCAGAGAGGCUGAUCAUCACGCCAGCGUUCGCCCACCUGUUUCCCCUGCUGUCCCCAGAUCUGGACACAAUCAACGCUAAACGACCCGAAAAGAAGAGAUUCUCCAGCCUGAACGACCUGGAUAUGCACUCUCUGCCCGCUGAGCUGCAGCUUGAGGUCAAAUCCUUGGUGUCAGCAUUGAACGCUAUGUUUGAUGCAACAGGUACGAAGGAAGAAAGCUUUGCUGUGGGUCCAAUGAGCCGGAUCAUUGCAUGGGAGCUGGCCGGUCAUCCUCAAGCCAGAAACAGAAGGAAGAGCGCUCCCAACAAAGCAUCACUUAUCCUACUUGACCGGACAAUGGAUCUCACAGGGGCUGUUGGUCAUCAUGGUGACAACUUGGUGGAGAAGAUUCUGUCUACGCUCAGACCAUUACCUGGUCACGUGACUGAUGUGCAGGUGGACAUGCUGGACCUCACAAGCCUCAAGCAAACGCCUCACGCCCAAAACACCCUGGCCCCUGGCUGCCUAGCUCAGAACCAGUCAUCCGCGGCGAGGUCACUGUGGGAGGCCAUGCUGACCGGGAAGCAGAAAGAGGGCUUGGCGGAGAUCCACCGGCACCUGGUGGAGGCGGCCAGCCAGGAGAAGCUGCCAAUCAAGACGGGCACGGCUCACGUGACCCCCGAGCAGCUGCGCUCCGACAUCAGACUGUUCCGGAGCAGUUGGGGGGCACUGGAGAGUAACUGCGGGGUGCUCCAGCUGGGCCUGGCCGCGGCGCAGGCUCUCCGCCACCCCGCCAUGCCCCGCUGGGACGCCUGCCUGGCUUCUGAGAGGCUUCUGCUGCAGGCUCUCGGGGACUGCGAUUUCCCCGCCGUGUUGAGGCAGCUGCUGCCCCUGAUGAAGCCCCGCGGAGGCCAGGACAGCUCGUCCCUGGGGUCGAGGCUCGGGGAGGAUGAGUGCGGCCCAGAUGAGCUGAUCCUCCUGCUGGUCUAUCUGUACUCCCUCGCCGACGAGGCCCAGCGCGCGGAGCCGGAUACCGAGGAGGAGCUGGAGAAGCUGGAGAGGGACCUGAUAGGAGCGCUUACCCUGGUCAUCACGCGAGAGACAGAACUCAGCGCCCUGCUCCAGAAACUCACCGGCUGCGCGCACCCCGAGGAGCUGACCAACGAGCGGGCGCACGGGGCCGUGGAGCGGAUGUUCCAGACCCUCCGAGGCCUGAGCCGCACCAGGGACCACCUCAAGAAGCUGCGCUCCGUCUACACCGCCAGCGACGGAGUCCACCAGGCCACCUACCGGCCCUUCCUGCGGCAGAUCCUGGAGGAGGUCUUCCACCCGGACCGUCUGGAGUGUCCCGACAUCGAGCACAUGUCGGGAGGCCUCACAGACCUGCUGAAGACCGGCUUCAGCAUGUUCAUGAAAGUGAGCCGUCCGCAUCCCAGCGACAACCCCCUGCUCCUGCUCUUCGUGGUGGGGGGGGUCACGCCCUCCGAGCUCCGCCUCGUCCAGGAGACGGUCGACAAGCACCAGCCGGAGAGCCAGGUGCUGGUCCUCUCCACCCGGCUGCUCCGACCCGCCGACGUCCCGGAGCUGCUCUUCACCAAUCAGAGGCUGGCGCCCGACCCUCGGUGGGCUGGCUCUGCGCCCUCAGGCGUGAGCAGCUGGAGCCCACCGCUGCGUGGACCCCGCCGGACCCCGGGCCUCUCUGCGGAGAGGCCGCUGACCGCCGUAAACUCGCUGCCAAAGGUGCGGCCGCCCCACCUGGGGCUGGCGUCCUUCAGCCAGACUGAAACGGGACUUUAG